ACAAUUGCAGAUAUCAUCCGAACAUGUUUAGGACCUAAAUCUAUGAUGAAGAUGCUUUUGGACCCAAUGGGAGGCAUCGUGAUGACCAAUGAUGGCAAUGCCAUCCUUCGAGAGAUUACCAUGGCAUCUUUAUUUUUUCCAGCGGGAGAAAUGCUGUCUGUGGCUGAGCAUUUCCUAGAGCAGCAGAUGCACCCAACAGUGGUGAUCAGUGCUUACCGCAUGGCACUGGAUGAUAUGAUCAGCACUCUAAAGAAAAUCAGCACCCCUGUUGAUGUUAAUAACCGUGAGAUGAUGCUGAACAUCAUCAAUAGUUCAAUUACUACUAAAGUAAUCAGUCGGUGGUCUUCUUUGGCUUGCAACAUUGCCUUGGAUGCUGUCAAGACUGUACAGUUUGAGGAAAAUGGCCGGAAGGAGAUUGACAUCAAGAAAUACGCAAGAGUGGAAAAGAUACCUGGGGGCAUCAUUGAAGACUCUUGUGUCUUACGAGGAGUCAUGAUUAACAAGGAUGUGACCCAUCCACGAAUGAGGCGCUAUAUCAAGAACCCUCGUAUUGUGCUGCUGGAUUCUUCUUUGGAGUACAAGAAAGGAGAAAGCCAGGUAAGAUUUCUAUCACUGUUCCUUAAAGUGGAAUCUGAUAUUUACAAGGACAAAAGAGAUGAGAAUUAG
Dipodomys ordii (Ord's kangaroo rat) is the source of this 666-nucleotide messenger RNA. RefSeq names its product T-complex protein 1 subunit gamma-like. The annotation marks the transcript as partial. The record is from RefSeq and is a predicted model, not a curated record. The transcript is spliced from 5 exons. NCBI's taxonomy places the organism in Eukaryota, Metazoa, Chordata, Mammalia, Rodentia, Heteromyidae. Gene Ontology annotation, biological process: protein folding. Gene Ontology annotation, cellular component: chaperonin-containing T-complex. Gene Ontology annotation, molecular function: ATP hydrolysis activity; ATP-dependent protein folding chaperone; ATP binding.